UGAGGCACCUGCAGCAGAGAGUGAGAUGUUUGACUCUGGGUCGGACUCUUGGGAGACUCUCCCUCCAAACCUUUCUCAGAUUAAAGAAUGUAACGAUCAGUGAGUUGCGAGGUGCACAGGGGAUGGACUCCUCAGCUCUCUCUUUUGAAAGAGCCAACAACUGCAGGAUGGACACCAUAAUCAGUUUUGGAGGAUCAAGAGCAUCUGACUCAUAUGUCUCAAUUCGGCUGUCAGCCUCUUCAGAUAUGACCACUCUGGAUUUCACUGACUUCAUUCUGACUUUUGACACAUAUCUAUUGGGACGUUCAAGGAUGAACUGUACUGAUGGAGGUGUGGAGUCUCCACUCUCCUCCCUUUGCUCUGUGCCUGGUCUGAAGACGGUGAAGAUGGAGGUGAAGUGCAUGACUCUGAGCCUGGCUGCUGGGAGCCUCUGCCUCAUCCAAACCCAUCCUAGUGUUGAGGAAAUUAAGAUUGUUCAGGUACAACCUUUCACUGAUAAUGAAGAGAUAAGUUACCACUGCUCAUCUCUUUGUUUUACUAAGGAUUCCAACACCCAGAGCCUGGACAUUGGAAUUGCCACAGAAAAGCCUCAGGCCGCAGCCUCAUAUAUUUCACUCUUCCUGUCACGGUCCUCAGUGAAGAGCUUUGACCUCAAGGACUUUCUCUUGAAAUUCCAUUCUUUGGAAUAUUUAGAUGAACCUAGACGUUCACAGCUUGAUGAUGCCCUGAUGUCUUCCCUGCACUCUCUGCCUGGUCUGAGGGAAAUGGAGCUGGAGGUGGGCAGUCUGACUGUCCGCUGGGCAAAGAGGAUUCUCUCCCUCAUUCACUCCUGUCCCACACUUCAGAAACUACAUGUGAAUGCUAGCGGGUGGCGAUGGACUCACAAAGAGUACAUCGUGGUAGGUGGCUUUUUGACAAAGGAAGGUGUCCGUCUACUUAAGACAGCACCGAAGCAUCCAGACUUCACUCUGAAACUUCAUGGGAAGUGGUGCAGCAACACCACCAGCCAGUGCACUGAGGCCAAGGACUGGCACCUGCGCUGCAACCAGCAGGUGGAGAUUUCAAUACAAAGAAAGUCUUUCCAGAUGAAGAACACAAGUGAGCUGUAUGACAGGAAGGGGAUGAAACUGAGGGUGAAGAGGAGGAGACGAAAGAAGAGAGGCAGGAGGCGUGAUGGACAGAGUGAAGAACACGACUGUUCAGAUGAAGAGGGUGAGGAGGACGAGUGAGUGAGACGGCUGCUGAUGAUGAAGACCGUGAGGAUCAUGGAGGGCCGUGUGCAAAACGCUGGAUGAUGAGGAUUGCAGAGCUGGAGGAUCAGAAGCGCACUGAUCUUCCUCAGUGCUCAUAGAGUGUAAGAGCUUUGCAGGAGAUUCUGCAGUGCAGGAACAAAUCACUCCGACAGAAGGAUAAAGAUCUCCGUAUGUGGCCACUUAUCAUGAAGGCAUCAGGAAUUUACUGCAGUUUUGUUGGUUUCCUCAGAAGUUUCCAAAUGUACAGUUUAAUUUCCUGGUGUUCCCUCAAUUGCAACAAGAACUGUACUUCACUUAAGGAGUACAGGAGUUUGUUUUUUAGAUAAUUAUGCACAUAGUAAUGACGACUGUUGAAAUUGACUACAUUUGAUUGGCCUGAGUGCACGUAGUAGGUCAUGUUCCAGAACUUGAACUCCAGACCUGGGGUGCGUUUCCCGAAAGCAUCGUAAGCCUACGAUGAUCGUAAAGUCCCUCUUACGACCGUCUUAAGAUUUGCCGACUGUUUCCCGAAACCAUCGUAGCUUAAGAGCAUCGUGAAAACACUCGUAGAUCUACGAGUG
Molecule: messenger RNA, 1813 nt
Organism: Sardina pilchardus (European sardine)
Lineage: Eukaryota; Metazoa; Chordata; Actinopteri; Clupeiformes; Clupeidae
Exons: 9
Coding region: 123-1229 (368 amino acids)
Source: RefSeq, a predicted model, not a curated record